Molecule: messenger RNA, 2675 nt
Organism: Psylliodes chrysocephalus
Lineage: Eukaryota; Metazoa; Arthropoda; Insecta; Coleoptera; Chrysomelidae
Source: the annotation of a GenBank genome assembly
CGCAAAGGUUCAAACAAACGCGUGACGUUUGAAUGUUCUAAUUGACUCAAACAUACCGAACAUAAGACCAAAAAUCAUCAUUAGUACGUUUGUUAAUCAUUUCGUUGUGACUGUGACGCAGGUCGAAUUAACAUUUUGAUAUCGCCAGUCAUCUUCCGCUGGAUGUUUACAAGGGCUGUAUUGCAUAGCGGUCUUUACUUUUGUAACUAGGCAACAGACUAACGACAUGUUUAUUCCAGCCCAACCAGGAUUUUCAAUACUUUAAUCAAGCUAGCAAGAAAAUCUUGAAAAUAGGUCAUCGUUAGCAAAUAACACAGCAAAGACACAUACCAAAUGCACGGCUCUGCAGGCCUUCACUCCGCUUUGGCGAUAAAACGCCAACGACGUCAUCGCGAGCAAGUGAAGAAACGAGCUGCAGAACGAAAAUUAUCUAACAGAACCAACAGUACCGAUAGUAUAGAGCAGCCAAUUAGAAGAGAAAGUUACCAUCCUCCAAAUGACAAUACUCUUGCUACAUCAAUAGGCGUUCUCCAUCUAGGCGUGUGCUUCAUGGUGCUGGGAUGCUUUCUAAUUGGAUCAGGUCUUCUCCCUGACGACAUUGUAACCUGGAGAGGUGGUGGUUGGUGGAACGAGCUGGUUGUUACAGGAAUUUUCGUUUUAACCCUAGGAUUAUCAUUAAUAGUAUUAAAUCGUAUUAUGGGCAAAAAAGAAGAAUUGGAACUCGAAGACUAUGUAUCACGCCAACUAACCAGAUCUAGAUCUGGCCACCGAUUGGAGAGAGAUGUAGAAACUGGUUGCCUCGCAACAAAACAUCAUAGAAAACUUCUUGAAAAACAACGUGAGGAUAAACAAAGAGGACUGAAUGACUUACCACCUACCCAUAUAAAAAUGCCAAUCCCAGAAAGUGAGACUUAUCUAGAGAAGAUCCUUGAAGAAGAUGUCAACGAAAAAGAAAUCGACAAUCGACAUUUUGAAUAUAAGGAAACAAUGUCCACCACGACUACUGCAAGUCCUGGUACUCCCACUGAAAUUCGGGAAUUGCUUGCAAACGGCAGGCAGUAUAGUUUUAAUUCCAGACAGUAUUAAGUUCUUAAGAAGCUGUGAUUUUAUUAUAUUUAUUAAUUACAAGUAAUUUAGGAAUGCAAAGGAACUUGAACUUUGAAUAGGUUUCAGUAAAAAGGGAGUUACACAUCAUUGAUGAAAGAAAGAUUAUUCAUAAUCUCGAAUGCGGUCGAUUAGUUUUUUUAGUAAGGACAAAACAAUAUCUAAAAAUAAUUUUUAUUUGUAUUAAAUUGUUAUUCUAGCGCCACUGGUUUUGCUGGCUUUUGUGGCUGGCCUAUAUGAACACUCAAUGUAAUACAACACAAUGCGUUAUUACUUAAUUGAUAAUGAAAUCCAUAAACUGGGUAACGUAGCAGAAGUUCUUAUUAAAUAAAUGUGAUGCAUGUGUAAAUUAUGUGUUAUUAUCUAGGUGAAUUACCAAAACUAAGUUUGGUGUGAGAACCAAUUACUACAUUAGAGAAAUCUGUGGCGAACAUCUUAGGGUAAUAUAAAUAAGCAAUCAUUCUCCUGGAAAUUUUCAAUUCUAUGGGCAAAUAUGAGAAGCAGAAAAGAGAUAGAGCGUCCCAAGAGGAAUUAUUCAAAGUUAUAGAAUAAUCCCGAUCUAUUGUGAAAUUAAAUCAGCUUUAUUUCUUUUCCUGUCCAUGUAAUUGCCAGUUUCCUGGAUCCUGUCAGUUUUUCACAUUCUAAGAUAUUUCUCUAUUGUAAGAAUUUUGUUCUUAGCCCAAACUUAGUAUACAUGUUUCACAUUUAUUGACAUUUAACAAUAAUUUACCCUUUAUAUAGAUGUAAUUAUUAUUGAUUAAUAAUUUAUUGUAUGUAGGUAAGUAUCAAACAAAUUUAUUUUUUAUACGUUUUUAUACUAUUUCUAACUUAAUUUUAUGUCAAAGGCAUGAUGAUGCUCAUAUAGGCUGCAACUAGUAGUGGUAGUAAAACAUUUUCUUCAAAUAAAAAAAAAUUGUGGACUGAAUAUCCAAUAAAGGUAUGGGAUCAUUUACAAAGAUAUUUAACAAACUUUUUUGUAAGCGAAUGAUAGUGUUUUAUUCUUACUAAAGAGAAGAGAUUUUGAUGUUGUUGACCUAUUUUGAUUAUAAUAUAUGGGGUGUUAGUAAAUAAGUGCGACAAACUUCAGGGGGUGGUUCUGCAUGAAAAAAUAAUGACAAUUUGCUAUAUGAACGUAUGUCUGAAAAUGCUUCGUUUUCCGAAUACGAGGUGUUUACUUAUUGCUCUGAAUCCCGUCGAGAUAUGCAAAUGAAAUUUGGUGGGCUUUAAGAGGUAGUUUAUUGCGCAUUUUUUGACAUGCAUUUAAGAACUUUAUGUUCAUCAUUGGCGCGCAUACGGGUAAUGAUCUCAAUUAUUUUAAAGAAAAAAUGGUACUACAUUGAGAUAUUUCAAAUUAAAACUCACUUCAGAGCAAUAAACAAAUCGUCAGUUUUUAAGAAAAACUUUAAGCAUUUUCAGACAUACGUUUAUAAUUCAAACUGUCAUUAUUUUUUCAUGCUGAAGUUUGUCGCACUUAUUUACUAACACCCCUCGGGUUCAAUAUUUAUAUAUUUUACUUAAAGAAAAUUUGUUAAAUUAAAAACUCUAUUUUAUUUAAAAAAAAUAACUUUGAG